UGGGAGCGGGCGGCGGAGCCGGAGCGAUGAAGUCUCGCUUCAGCACCAUCGAUAUCCGAGCGGUGCUCGCUGAGCUCCGGCAGAGCUUAUUGGGCAUGAGAGUAAACAAUGUUUAUGAUGUGGAUAAUAAGACCUAUCUCAUCCGCCUUCAAAAACCAGACUGCAAGGCCACACUGCUGCUGGAAUCUGGUAUACGCAUUCACACGACUGAGUUCGAAUGGCCAAAAAACAUGAUGCCAUCCAGCUUUGCAAUGAAGUGUCGUAAGCACUUAAAGACCAGGAGACUGGUCAGUGUGAAGCAGCUGGGUAUAGACAGGAUCGUGGACUUCCAGUUUGGGAGCGACGAAGCUGCUUAUCACCUGAUCGUUGAGCUGUAUGACAGGGGUAACAUUGUCCUGACAGACCACGAGUACAUCAUUUUAAACAUCCUGAGGUUCCGCACAGAUGAAGCAGACGAUGUCAGGUUUGCGGUUCGGGAACGAUACCCAGUGGACAGUGCAAAAGCUCCUGCACCUCUGCCAACUCUGGAAAGGUUAGCUGAAAUAAUCUCCAGUGCACCCAAAGAGGAACAGCUGAAGAGGGUUCUUAACCCACAUCUUCCUUAUGGAGCCACUCUCAUUGAGCAUUGCCUUCUAGAAGUUGGAUUUUCUGGUGCUGUCAAAAUAAAUCAGCAUAUGGAAAGUGAAGAAAAUAUUGGAAAAGUGCUCACUGCUUUAGAGAAAGCUGAAGAAUAUAUGGCACUGACUGACAACUUCAGUGGGAAGGGCUACAUUAUCCAGAAAAAGGAGAAAAAGCCAAGUCUGGAACCAGAUAAACCAGCAGAAGAUAUCUACACAUAUGAGGAAUUUCAUCCUUUCUUGUUUUCUCAACAUUCAAAAUGUCCCUACUUGGAAUUUGACUCAUUCAAUAAGGCAGCAGAUGAGUUCUACUCCAAGCUGGAGGGACAGAAAAUUGAUCUGAAAGCGUUGCAGCAGGAAAAGCAAGCCUUGAAGAAGCUUGAAAAUGUCCGUCGGGAUCAUGAGCACAGACUAGAAGCUCUCCAGCAAGCUCAGGAAGCUGAUAAGAUAAAAGGAGAACUGAUUGAAAUGAACUUGGAGAUCGUUGACCGAGCCAUCCAGGUGGUCCGCAGUGCAUUGGCCAACCAGAUAGACUGGACAGAAAUUGGAGCCAUUGUCAAAGAGGCUCAAGCCCAGGGAGACCCUGUUGCAAGUGCAAUCAAAGAGUUAAAGCUUCAGACAAAUCAUAUCACAAUGCUGCUGAGGAACCCAUAUGUGCUAUCUGAAGAAGAGGAGGAGGAGGAUGCUGCUGAUGUAGAGAAAGAAGAACCAGAAGAACCAAAGGGAAAAAAGAAAAAGAACAAAACCAAACAGCUGAAGAAACCUCAGAAGAACAAACCGUCGCUGGUUGACGUCGAUCUCAGUCUGUCUGCUUACGCCAAUGCCAAGAAGUACUAUGAUCACAAGAGACAUGCAGCUAAGAAAACACAGAAGACAGUUGAAGCUGCAGAAAAGGCCUUCAAAUCAGCAGAGAAGAAGACAAAGCAGACAUUGAGGGAAGUUCAGACAGUCUCCACCAUUCAGAAGGCCAGGAAGGUCUAUUGGUUUGAGAAGUUCCUGUGGUUCAUUAGCUCAGAGAAUUACCUGAUUAUUGCUGGGAGAGAUCAACAGCAGAACGAGCUGAUUGUGAAGCGCUAUCUAAAACCAGGGGACAUCUAUGUGCAUGCUGAUCUCCAUGGAGCCACAAGCUGUGUGAUCAAGAACCCAUCAGGUGAACCCAUCCCUCCACGAACCCUGACAGAAGCAGGCACCAUGGCUUUGUGCUACAGCGCUGCCUGGGACGCCCGCGUUGUCACCAGUGCUUGGUGGGUCUCCCACAACCAGGUUUCUAAAACUGCACCUACAGGAGAAUACCUCACUACUGGGAGUUUCAUGAUUCGAGGGAAGAAGAAUUUCCUUCCACCUUCUUAUCUGAUGAUGGGCUUUAGCUUCUUGUUCAAGGUGGAUGAAAGCUGUGUUUGGAGACACCGAGAAGAAAGGAAGAUCAAAGUGCAGGAUGAGGAUCUAGAGACUGUUUCCAGCAGUGCCAGUGAACUGGUGGCUGAAGAAGUGGAGCUCUUAGAUGGAGGAGACAGCAGCAAUGAAGAUGAAAAAACAGAGUGUCAGGAGGCACCAGAGGAUGUGGAAGCUGUGCCUGAGAGUAAUCACGAUGAGGAUGUUGCUGAUCUUGACCAGGAUGGGGUAAACACACCCCUUGCUCCAGAGGGUGACUCUGAAGAGGAGGAUGGAGAAUCCAAAGUGGAGCACCCAGAGUCAAAGAGUGAAGUGAAGGAGGAAGAGGUGAAUUACCCAGACACAGCCAUUGACCUGUCACAUCUUCAGUCUCAAAGAUCCCUGCAAAAAAUCAUCCCCAAAGAGGAAGAGCCCAACUUGAGUGACAGCAAAUCCCAGGGGCGAAGGCAUCUGUCUGCCAAGGAGAGGAGAGAAAUGAAGAAAAAGAAGCAACAAAGCGACUCUGAGAACUUGGAGCCUCCUGAAGAGAAGCAGAAAGAGAUAGAAACACAAACUCCCUCUGCUCCCAGCAGCAACAAGGGUGUGCCAGCCUCUCAGCCCAUCAAGAGGGGCCAGAAGAGUAAAAUGAAGAAGAUGAAAGAGAAGUACAAGGACCAGGACGAGGAGGACCGGGAGCUCAUCAUGAAGCUGCUAGGGUCUGCAGGGACAAACAAGGAGGAGAAAGGGAAAAAAGGGAAAAAGGGGAAGACAAAAGAAGAAGAAAAAAAGCAACAGCAGAAAACCAAGGCCGUGCAUCGUGGUGCUGGACGAGGAAAGGAGAUGCUCCCAGCAGGAGUCCUGCUGCACGAUUCACAGGACCCAGACCUGGAGGAGCAGCAAGAUGAGAAGGAGGAGCAAGACCAGGAUCAGCCAGGAGUGGAGGAAGCUGAGGCCUUGCUGGACUCCCUGACAGGCCAGCCACACCCCGAGGACAUCCUGCUCUUCGCUGUCCCCAUCUGUGCUCCCUACACAGCGAUGACCAACUACAAGUACAAAGUCAAGCUCACUCCAGGCACCCAGAAGAAGGGAAAAGCCGCCAAGAUCGCCUUGCACAAUUUCAUGCAGUCCAAAGAAGCCAGUGCAAGAGAAAAGGACCUGUUCCGCAGCGUGAAGGACACAGAUUUGUCAAGAAAUAUUCCUGGAAAAGUGAAAGUGAGUGCACCUCACCUCCUCAACAGGAAAAAGAAGUGAGCCUGGAACUGGACUUCUCACCAGCACACUGCUGCUGCAGUCAGAAUCCAGCAGAUGGGACAAACGGACAGCCCUGGACUGAACUUGGGUUCCAUGGGAACACCAUGGGUCAGACAGACCCCCAACAGCUCCAAACAAUUAACAUAAAAGCACCCAGUAAAGCUCUGGCCUUUGGCCAGUGAGCUGA
This is a messenger RNA of Pogoniulus pusillus (Red-fronted tinkerbird), 3426 nucleotides long. It is a transcript of the gene NEMF, whose product is annotated as nuclear export mediator factor. Lineage: Eukaryota; Metazoa; Chordata; Aves; Piciformes; Lybiidae. Gene Ontology annotation, cellular component: RQC complex. Gene Ontology annotation, molecular function: ribosomal large subunit binding; tRNA binding. The transcript has 33 exons. Gene Ontology annotation, biological process: rescue of stalled cytosolic ribosome; ribosome-associated ubiquitin-dependent protein catabolic process. The record is from RefSeq and is a predicted model, not a curated record. The coding region runs from base 27 to 3239 and encodes 1070 amino acids.